Molecule: messenger RNA, 1599 nt
Organism: Aspergillus calidoustus
Lineage: Eukaryota; Fungi; Ascomycota; Eurotiomycetes; Eurotiales; Aspergillaceae
Source: the annotation of a GenBank genome assembly
AUGCCUGCGCCGGCUCGUGUACGAGAAGGGGAUAUCCCCGGUACCGUCGAUCUCUCAGUCAUUGAAGGCGAAGAUACGGGUGCCAGCUACGGCCAGGCACUGUAUCCUGUUCCGACGGAUGAUCCUAACGAUCCUCUUAACUGGCCAGCAUGGAAGAAGAACGCCAUUCUAGUCAUCGUCUCUGUCUACUCGUUUCUCGGAAACUGUGCGCUCGUUGGACCUUCAGUAUACAUCAGUAUCUACAGUGAGGAGUUUGGGAUCUCGCAUGCUGAUGCGUCGGGGUUGAUUUCGUAUCCGAAUCUUGCAUUUGGAUUUGGCUCAUUGAUCCUCGUCCCAAUGUACCUCAAGUUCGGCCGGCGCUUUGUUACACUCUUAUCCAUGGCGAUUUUCGUUGCCGGCCUCAUCGGCGCCUCCAGGGCAACAAGCUACACUGGCCUCAUGGCUGCCCGCGUCUUUCAUGGCUUCGGCAGUGGCGUGUGCGAGUCUCUACCAGUGCAGCUCGUCAAUGAUAUCUUCUACCUCCAUGAACGAGGAAAGCGCAUUGGAUACUAUACAGUGUGCCUCUGCCUUGGCUCAACGGGCCCUCUAUAUGCAGGCUACAUGCUCGCCGGCGGUUACUCGUGGCGCCUCUUCUUCUACGUCGUGGCAGCCUUCUCCGGAGCCCUAUUCGUAGCUGCGUUCUUCCUAGCCGAGGAGUCGAGAUAUCACCGGCCAGAUGUCGAGACCGAGCCUACAGAAGCGCAAGUGUCUGAGGAAGAAGGCGAGAAGCAGACCGAAGCCACGCAGGUCGAAUCCCUCCCAGACCCGACGAUUCCUCGCCGAAAGUCCUUUUGCGAAACCCUAAAACCGUGGGCCCCAAUCGACCAUGAAGCCGAAUUCUUCGCUACAAUUCUGCGCUCCUUCGCAUAUUUUCUCGUCCCCGCUGUUUUCUGGGUUAUAACCAGUUUCGGAAUCUACAUCGGCCUCGGCGCCCUAACAUUCAACUACACCUUCCCCCUCCUCAUCACAGCACCACCCUACAACUGGCCACAAACCUCCUCGGGCCUAAUCGCCCUCGCCACAAUCCUCGGCUUCACCCUCGCCCUCCCCUUUACUUCCACAUCCGACCGGCUCGCCGCCCACCUGACACGACGAAACAACCACGUCCGCGAAGCCGAAAUGCGCCUGCCCGCCCUCCUCCCCGGCGCGCUCCUGGCACCCGCCGGCCUAAUCGUCUACGGGCUAACCGCUGAACACAGUUUACACUGGACAGGCUUCUUCGCGGGUGUUGCAAUGGUUCAAUUCGGAAGCUACUUCUUCUUCACGUUUACGUUGGCGUAUGCGGUCGACAGUUACUAUGUGGGGACGAGCGAGAUGCUCAUUGCGAUGAACCUGGGGAAGCAGGCGGUUAGUUUUGGGAUGGGGAGCUUUUUGCUGGAUUGGAUAACGGGGAGGGGGUAUGCGGUUGUUAUUGCCGGGGUUUUUUGUGCGGUUGCCGUUGCGAAUAAUUCGUUGCUUGCGGCGUUUUGGGUUUGCGGGAAGAGGGUUCGGAGGUAUACCGCGGGGAGUUGGUUGGGGAGAUUGGGUAAGAAUAAUAAGAGUGGGGGGGAGGCUUUGUAG